UUCUACUUGAACGCUCAUCGAUUGUCUGAAGUUUGAAAAUACUCAUCCAGAUUAUGAACCAUUCGAAUGCUUUUUAGCUCCUAAAUGUAAUAGAGUUUUUCACGUCAUCUCACAGACUUAAUUUCUUUUGGAGUACAUUCUCUAUUAUUCUUUUCGUAAGCUAAACUUUGAAUUACAUGAUCAAUUUUGUAUUUUUUAACAGCCAUACGUUCCAAACGGAUAUCAUUCAGGUGGAGCUUCAUAUGUGUUGAGUCGUGAAGCAUUGAGACGAUUUUACUUGACUAAUAAUGAUUCGAAAUCUCAAUGUCAGGAAGAUGGUGGUAGUGAAGAUAUUGAAAUUGCUAAAUGUCUUCGUAAUGUUGGUGUCUUACUAGGUAAAUCGAUCGAUCAACACAAACAUGAGCGUUUUCAUCCAUUGAAUUUGAAUGAUCACUUCUUUGGCAGAGUUCCUGAUUGGCUCGGUCAAUAUGCUGAAAAUCAACCGUUAUUUGGAUAUGACUGUUGCAGUGAAGAAACGAUUUCAUUUCAUUAUGUCAGUGCAGAUGAACAAUAUAAGAUGGAUCGCAUACGUUAUGGAGCUCGAUCAUUGAUCGCAUAA
This is a messenger RNA of Rotaria sordida, 598 nucleotides long. Lineage: Eukaryota; Metazoa; Rotifera; Eurotatoria; Philodinida; Philodinidae. The record is from the annotation of a GenBank genome assembly.